AUGAAGGACGUUUCUAAUUUAGAUGAAGACCUGAAAAUCUCAAGGAUCAAAAAGUAUAACAACCCGUCGCUUCAAAAUGAAGUCAAAGAAUGGCUUCUACAGGUUAUGGGCUCAAGUGUCAAUGAAAAUGAGCUCAGGUCCACAGACCUCGUCGAUUUUCUAAGGUCGGGGGAGGUUUUAUCGCAAUUGAUAAAUUGUGUUUGGGGAGCGAAUACCCUUCCGGUCAAGAAAAGCAAGAUGGCGUUUGUACAAAUGGAGUCAAUCGAGCAGUUUUUGAACUUUAUCAAGUCCAAAGGGGUUCCUCAGGAUGAAUUAUUUCAGACAGUUGAUCUAUAUGAACGCCAAGAUCCAUAUCAGGUAGUGAUGGCAAUACAGUCGCUUUCGCGGCUGAUUCACAAGGAGUUUGGUGAUCGAUACCCACUUAUAGGGCCCACCAUCGCUGCCAAACAUGAGCGCCCAAAGGUUCCCCCAAAACCAAAGAAGUUUUCGGCUAAUAGUGGUGCUGCUUGGAGCACCAUGGAGUACGGUUAUAUGAACGGAAGUAAUCAGAAGACGGAAAACAUUGUCUUUGGCGCGAGAAGGGACAUUGUUUAG
Ogataea angusta is the source of this 594-nucleotide messenger RNA. RefSeq lists its product as uncharacterized. The record is from RefSeq and is a predicted model, not a curated record. Gene Ontology annotation, molecular function: protein binding. The transcript has a single exon. Bases 1 to 594 code for a protein of 197 amino acids. NCBI's taxonomy places the organism in Eukaryota, Fungi, Ascomycota, Pichiomycetes, Pichiales, Pichiaceae.